Messenger RNA from Psilocybe cubensis, 1524 nucleotides. RefSeq lists its product as uncharacterized. The transcript has a single exon. The record is from RefSeq and is a predicted model, not a curated record. Lineage: Eukaryota; Fungi; Basidiomycota; Agaricomycetes; Agaricales; Agrocybaceae. The coding region runs from base 1 to 1524 and encodes 507 amino acids.
AUGUCUCGCGAGACAGUAGAUGAACCGGGACGGGGCUCCCAGGAUAAACAGGAGGAAAAGGGUCAGGAGACGGAGAAGGAGCUGAAGUAUGGAGUGACGGAACUGAAGACGGAGAUCGAGAUCGCGUUGGAGACGAAGGAGAGAGAGGACAAAGAUCCUGAUUCCGUCACUAUCACCAGCUGCCCCCUCACGCCUACGACGCCGACUCUCGCCCAGAUCCCGACCCCGACGUCGACGAUCAACUUCAUCAGCGAGAAGGCGCCAGUGCUAUCGCUGUCGCUGCAGAUACCCGGGACCGGCCUGCUCGCUCCCACAACGACGAGCGAGCCCUCGUCCUCUGCGCCGUCGUCAGAGCCUACAUCCCCAAACCCUCUCGCGGACUCGGAUAUCCUCUCACCGCCAUCUGAGACACCUCCCUCCUCAUCGAGCGCCCAGGCCUCCGCGUCAUCCCUCUCCCUCUCUGCAUCCACAUCCGCAUCGACCACGGCCGGAACAACCUCGGAACAAUGCCUCGUUACCGCGAGCGCCCGGCCGUCAUCGUCUGGGGGAGGACUUAACGUUAAGUUCGCACCCCUGCCCGAGCUAGCACCACGCAAGCGGCGGUCGUCUACGCCGCUCGGAAUGGCGGCGCGUGGGCAGCUGAUGCGGCGGCGUAAGCAGAACGGGCAUAUGUCGGUGCAGCAGCAGCAGCUCGCCGCGCUGGCCGAGGCGGCGGCCGCAAACCCGUCUUGGACGGCCGAGGACCGGGAGGAGGAGCGCUUACGCCAGGAGGAGAUCGCGGCCCGCUAUGCACAUUACCAGGCGUCUGCGACGGCGCUGGCGGCCCGUGAGGAGGAGGCAUUGCUGGAGGAAGAAGAGCAGGAGGAGAGGGAAAGGGAGCGCAGAGGAGAGUUGAUGAAGCUCGAGAGGCCGCGGGGCGGUGAUGUUGCCGUGGCCGAACGAGAGCGCAGUCUGGGAAAGACCGUCAAGGGAUUUUUGAGGCGCGUCGGAAGGUCACGCGAUGCAGAGUCGGCGGCCAGUGGCAAGAAAGACAGUGGCAAGGACACGGAGAUCGCGUUGAAGAGACGCAAGUCAGAUAUCGGCAAGCGGCCGCGGGGCACCUCGUCGCCUACUGCUACGUCGCCGCCUGAGGUUCCUCCUGUGCCUGCGCUGCCUCUCCGACCGAUUCUAGCUACAAUUUCGUCAAAUGGGCCAGCGCAGACGAGUUCGAGGAUGAGCAUGAGCAUUUCCGAAGAGGUGUCCGAAGUGCGACGCCAGCCAGAGCCUGUGCGCGAGGAAGAAGAGAGCGGGGGUGUAUGGGAAGAAGAAAUCGGCGGUGCGUUCCCGAUGAACGUUGGUCAGACAGAGACCAUUGUCGAGGGCCGUGCUGUGUAUGCUUCCGUGGAGACCCCGACGACCACUACCACCAAGGUGGAAGGAGGAACAAAGAGCAAAGUCGACUCGAAGCCGGCAAAGUCUUCUGCGUCUCCGACUCCAAAGAACCUGCCGGUCAAGGCAGCAAAAGUAGUCAGCACCAAGUCAUGA